Aaosphaeria arxii CBS 175.79 is the source of this 1235-nucleotide messenger RNA. RefSeq lists its product as uncharacterized. NCBI's taxonomy places the organism in Eukaryota, Fungi, Ascomycota, Dothideomycetes, Pleosporales. The transcript is spliced from 2 exons. The record is from RefSeq and is a predicted model, not a curated record. The coding region runs from base 154 to 912 and encodes 252 amino acids.
CGAGGCGGACGACCAAGACGAUCAAGACGACGACGAGGGGAACGGCUUCAGCGACGACAACCACCCCAUCCCCCGCCCAACGCCCGUCUACAACGGAGUACUUAUCAGACGUUGCUUGUGAGGCCUGGUUGAUCUUCCUGUCUAGUCAUCGCGAUGGAGGAUGAAGAUGAAGAUGUCGCGAUAGACCUAGGCUCGAGCCUUAAAAGAGGUAGAUCGUCCUCCUCUUCGUCUUCCUCCAUCUCUUCUUCAUCUCCUCAACCAUCUCUUCCGUCUCUUCAACCAUCUACUCCACCACAUCGUCCACCAUCUCUCGUCAACCAUCUCUCUUCCACCAUCUCUUCAACCAUCUCCUCGUCCAUCACCGCUUCCAUCUCUUCAACCAUCUACUCCACCAUCUACUCACCACCUUGUCCACCAUCUCCUCCACUGCCAUCUCUUCCUCUGCCAUCUCAUCCACCAUCUACUCUUCCAUCUACUCUUCCACCUACUCUUCCACCUACUCUUCCAUCAUCUCUUCUUUUAUCUCUUCCACCACCUCUUCUUUUAUCUCUUCCACCACCUCUUCCAUCAUCUCUUCUUUUAUCUCUUCUUUUAUCUCUUCUUUUAUCUCUUCCAUCAUCUCUUCCAUCAUCUCUUCCAUCGUCUCUUCCAUCAUCUCUUCCACCAUCUCUUCCAUCAUCUCUUCUAUUAUCUCUUCCACCACCUCUUCCAUCAUCUCUUCCAUCAUCUUCGCUGCUGACGCUGCCAUGGCCAGCAGCAGCAGCAGCAGGGAAAGGAUGCCCCGCUUCAACACAGCCGCCCACAAAGCAGCCGCUGCACGAUACGCCGCAGUCGUCGAGGCCAGGAUCCUGCCCGGGAAGAAACGUCGCGGGCCCGUCGCCAGUGACAACUUGGGCAACACUCGAAAGCUGAUCACACCGCCCGCUGUCCCGAGUCGGAGGGUUUGUUCUCUCACCCGCGAGUUCAAGCGCAAGGUCAUCGACUAUAUCGCAGACCGCAACACCUGGGUCAUGGACCAUAGGUAGCACUGCAGGAUGCGUGAUACGGACAUAGACACAGACAUAGGCAUGUAUCACACGCACGCACCCGCGCCGUCUCCCUUACCUUCCCUUCCCAUGCAACCCACCCUCUCCUUGGUUAGUUGACAAGCUCUAACGCCGCCGUGCAGAUGGCUAUACCCGUGGCCUGGCGUGCCCGCCCACGCUGGCCUUGGAAAAGCCCCUAGCCUGGGACCU